Messenger RNA from Saimiri boliviensis boliviensis (Bolivian squirrel monkey), 2054 nucleotides. It is a transcript of the gene KCNK12, whose product is annotated as potassium two pore domain channel subfamily K member 12. Gene Ontology annotation, cellular component: plasma membrane. Gene Ontology annotation, biological process: stabilization of membrane potential; potassium ion transmembrane transport. NCBI's taxonomy places the organism in Eukaryota, Metazoa, Chordata, Mammalia, Primates, Cebidae. Gene Ontology annotation, molecular function: outward rectifier potassium channel activity; potassium ion leak channel activity. The record is from RefSeq and is a predicted model, not a curated record.
CUCUCCCUGCCGGGCGGCUCUUCGACUAGAGCUGAGAAAGGAGCGCUUCCCCGGACUCGGCUCGGCUCCGAGGCUCCGAAGCCGACGCCGCCAGCUCAGCUCCGGGGGCGGGAGCAGAACUGCCCGCGCAGCCCGCACAUAGGAGCCGCCGAGCCCGAACGACUCAUGGGACGCCCCCGGGGGCUCUCUCCGUGCCCGGCUGCAGCGUCCCGGUCCUAGGCGCCCGGGCUCCACGGCCCACCCCGCCCGCAGCCCGCGGCCUGUCUGGAGAGGAGUAUGAGGCCCGGGGCCCCGCGGACGCCGGCCACGGGGCGGCAGGGGCCUAGCUGCGGAGCCCCGCGCCCGAGGGCGGCGGGUAAGGAGCCGCGGGAGCCGGCGAGGCGUCGGGGCGCGGAGAGAAGCGCCCCUGCCCGGGCACCCGCUGGGCCGCAAGACUCGCGUGUGGCCUGAGCGCCCGGGAGGAGGCGGAGGUGCCCCUCCGUCCGGGCUCUGGGAAGGCGGCGAGGGGCUCCGCGGCGGCCCCGGACCCCUGGCCACCAUCCUCACGCUCCUGCUCCCGCCGGGGGGAUGUCGCGGCCCGGGCCCCGAGCGCCGCCUCGGCCCCGGGGCUGAGCUCCGGACCAUGUCCUCCCGCAGCCCCCGGCCCCCGCCCCGCCGUAGCCGCCGCCGCCUGCCGCGCCCCUCCUGCUGCUGCUGCUGCUGCCGCCGCUCGCACCUCAACGAGGACACCGGCCGCUUCGUGCUGCUGGCGGCGCUCAUCGGCCUCUACCUGGUGGCGGGUGCCACAGUCUUCUCGGCGCUCGAGAGCCCCGGCGAGGCGGAGGCGCGGGCGCGCUGGGGCGCCACGCUGCGCAACUUCAGCGCUGCGCACGGCGUGGCCGAGCCGGAGCUGCGCGCCUUUCUCCGGCACUACGAGGCCGCGCUGGCCGCCGGCGUCCGCGCCGACGCGCUGCGCCCGCGCUGGGACUUCCCGGGCGCCUUCUACUUCGUGGGCACCGUGGUGUCAACCAUAGGUUUCGGCAUGACCACCCCUGCGACGGUGGGCGGGAAGGCCUUCCUCAUUGCCUACGGACUGUUCGGCUGCGCCGGGACCAUCCUGUUCUUCAACCUCUUCCUGGAGCGCAUCAUCUCGCUGCUGGCCUUCAUCAUGCGCGCCUGCCGGGAGCGCCAGCUGCGCCGCAGCGGCCUACUGCCCGCCACCUUCCGCCGCGGGUCCGCGCUCUCGGAGGCCGACAGCCUGGCGGGCUGGAAGCCCUCGGUGUACCACGUGCUGCUCAUCCUGGGCCUGUUCGCCGUGCUGCUGUCGUGCUGCGCCUCGGCCAUGUACACCAGCGUGGAAGGCUGGGACUACGUGGACUCGCUCUACUUCUGCUUCGUCACCUUCAGCACCAUCGGCUUCGGGGACCUGGUGAGCAGCCAGCACGCCGCCUACCGGAACCAGGGGCUCUACCGCCUGGGCAACUUCCUCUUCAUCCUGCUCGGCGUGUGCUGCAUCUACUCGCUCUUCAAUGUCAUCUCCAUCCUCAUCAAGCAGGUGCUCAACUGGAUGCUGCGCAAGCUGAGCUGCCGCUGCUGCGCGCGCUGCUGCCCGGCGCCCGGCGCGCCCCUGUCCCGGCGCAACGCCAUCACCCCGGGCUCCCGGCUGCGCCGCCGCCUGGCCGCGCUCGGCGCCGACCCCGCGGCCCGCGACAGCGACGCCGAAGGCCGCCGCCUCUCGGGCGAGCUCAUCUCCAUGCGCGACCUCACGGCCUCCAACAAGGUGUCGCUGGCGCUGCUGCAGAAGCAGCUGUCGGAGACUGCCAACGGCUACCCGCGCAGCGUGUGCGUCAACACGCGCCAGAACGGCUUCUCGGGCGGCGUGGGCGCGCUGGGCAUCAUGAACAACCGGCUGGCCGAGACCAGCGCCUCCAGGUAGACCGCCCGUCCGCCCGCGCUGGGACCCUCUCCAGGCCGCGGGGCCGCCGGGCAUGGUUUGCUUCCCUUCUCUCAGUCACUGCUGGCGCUUUCUUAAUCUUUAUCCAAUAAAAUGAAACAAAAAAAUUUUUUUAAAGAAA